Mesocestoides corti is the source of this 786-nucleotide messenger RNA. The record is from the annotation of a GenBank genome assembly. NCBI's taxonomy places the organism in Eukaryota, Metazoa, Platyhelminthes, Cestoda, Cyclophyllidea, Mesocestoididae.
GCACCGACAGACAUUACUUCAAUGCGUCUCAUCGACAUGCGUGCCCUGUGUCUGCUGCUGCUGCUGCUACAACUAGGCAGCAUUGUGCCUUCUACCAUCGCUGAGAGGAAUACGAACUGGCAUCACACUACUUUACCGGAGGAAAUAACGAUCUGGAUUGUGAGUGUGUUGCAUGAGUCAGACAGUGCUAAAAUGGGUCACCCAGCAGAUGAGAAUUACGGGGUAGUGGUUGUAGUGGACCCCCUCACCAAUCGGGUAGCUGGAUUUUCACCUUUCGCUGUGGCAUUACGGAACUUUGAUGACCUCUUAUCUCCCGGGUGCGUGAUCAAUUUGAAAGUCUUUGAAAACGCCAUCUGUGUGAAGAAACACAUGUUGAAUGGUUUCUCGCUUGUUUUUGGUUGUGCUCGUGUUUCCAAGGCUUCAAUGGAAGCUGACCUAUUCUUCGAACACCGGUGUCUUUAUUUGAAGGUCGCGACAGCUGAAGGGCUGUCAGCAGAGGCAGACUUCGUGCGAAAGAAUUGCAGUCCAUCAUCACCGGGAGCCCGUCUUGAACUUGAAGCGACAAACGCGUCCUCCACAAGGGAUGGCGACUGUGUCGCGAUGGACCAGACUUGCGGUGGAUGGAACCACAGGCCCUGUUGCGCGGGUUUGACGUGCCGUAAGCUUCGGGCUGCGAACACCUACGGUCGAUGCUCCGCCAUCGGCUACCUGCCUCGCCCUACCCACGUGGAAACCCCCACCACCACCACCACCGUGCCGAUAAGAUGCGACCGUCUUUCCACGUGA